UGCCACACUUGCUAAAGAUUUCCGAUGAAGACAAAAGGAAAGACAUGAAAAACAAUUUUUUUCUGUGAAAUGAAAAUAUUUCAUUAUCUUUUGGACAGUGCUUAAAUAACUAUCUGUGGAAAAUAUUUUAGAAAUACUAACGUAAAUAAAUAAAGUCAAAGUCAAGUGCUUAAAUCAAACAAAAGCAGUGUGUGCCUAAAAUAUUAUCAGUGACUCAAACACGCAAAAAGUAAAAAUAAGAACCAACAUCACACACGAUGAAUUUAGUGGAGAUAAAUCCAUACGGAAAUGGAUUGUUAUAUGUCGGAUUUAAUCAAGAUCAAGGAUGUUUUGCUUGCGCAACGGACACUGGUUUUCGUGUUUACAAUUGCGACCCAUUGAAAGAAAAAGAGCGUCAAUAUUUCCCUGAAGGUGGACUAUGCCACGUUGAAAUGCUUUUCCGUUGUAAUUAUUUGGCACUUGUUGGCGGCGGCAUCAGGCCUCUAUAUCCACCAAACAAAGUAAUCGUUUGGGAUGAUUUGAAAAAAUCACCAGCAAUUUCUAUAGAUUUUAAUCAGCCCGUCAAAGCGGUGCGCUUGCGACGCGAUCGUAUUGUUGUAGUAUUAGAGGGUGUGAUAAAAGUGUUUACUUUCACACAACAACCACAGCAACUGCAUGUCUUUGAGACAAGUGCGAAUCCCAAUGGUUUAUGUGUGUUGUGCCCACAUAGCAACAAAAGUCUGCUCGCCUUUCCAGGGCGACGCACUGGCCAUGUGCAAAUAGUGGACUUGGCAAAUACAGAGCGCGCACCGCUGGAAGUUGUCGCGCAUGAAGCGUCCAUUAGUUGCAUUGCAUUAAACUUGCAAGGCACACGCUUGGCCACUGCCAGCGAGAAAGGCACUUUAAUACGCAUUUUCGAUACAGAAAAUGGCAAGAAACUCUGUGAGCUGCGGCGCGGUAGCAAUCAGGCCAAUAUUUACUGCAUCAACUUUAAUCAUCAGUCGACUAUGUUGGUGGUGUCUUCGGAUCAUGGCACCAUACAUGUUUUCAACUUGGAUGAUACCAAACAGAAAGAAGCAGCAUUUCCUAUGAUACCAAAAUAUUUUUCAAGCCAAUGGAGCUUUGUUAAAUUCUCCAUACCGCAAGGACCAGCAUGCAUCUGCGCAUUCGGCUCGGAUUCGAAUUCUGUUAUAGCCAUUUGUGCCGACGGUCACUAUUAUAAAUUCUUGUUCAACAAUAAGGGCGAGUGCAGUCGCGAUGUUUGUACACAAUUCCUGGAGUUGACCGAUGAUGAAGAGUAAAUGUGUUAAUGGCUUAAAAGCUGCUCAACUGUUUUAUUGAACAGUUCAGACGUCUCUUUAAUGCUUAUUGAAAAGUGUUUAAACAUAUAUAUAUAUAUUUUUAAUUUGUAGAAAAGUUUAUAUAAUAUUUGCAAGAAUUUGCAACUAUUGAUGGUAUCUUUGACUGGUUCGAAACAUACAUAUUACAUGUGGUAUUGGAAAGGCAUUUCGUUAGGUGAAAUGUAAUACAAAAUGUGUUAGAAUUUGUAAUUAUAUAAGUUUGUGAAGAAGGCUCGAUAAAAUGUUAUAUUUUUUAUUUUGCUUAAAAAUAAAUUCUAUUUACAUUAUAUACACACACGCAUACGUACACACGCACGUAUCGCUAGAAACGCAAUAAUUUUGGUUUUUCAAUGUACUCAUUUUCGUUCUUCUUUAUAUUUUGUAAAUAAUAUUUUUAAUUACAAAACUAUAAAACUGUAAACCAUACAUAUGUAAUGUAAGCAAUUCCAUAUGUUGUAGCAAAAUAAAUAUCUCACGAUAUAGUAAGUGAACUGUGUAUA
Molecule: messenger RNA, 1819 nt
Organism: Zeugodacus cucurbitae (melon fly)
Lineage: Eukaryota; Metazoa; Arthropoda; Insecta; Diptera; Tephritidae
Product: WD repeat domain phosphoinositide-interacting protein 3
Exons: 4
Coding region: 258-1280 (340 amino acids)
Biological process (GO): nucleophagy; protein localization to phagophore assembly site; autophagy of mitochondrion
Cellular component (GO): phagophore assembly site membrane; extrinsic component of membrane; cytosol
Molecular function (GO): phosphatidylinositol-3-phosphate binding; phosphatidylinositol-3,5-bisphosphate binding; protein binding
Source: RefSeq, a predicted model, not a curated record